Molecule: messenger RNA, 8645 nt
Organism: Coturnix japonica (Japanese quail)
Lineage: Eukaryota; Metazoa; Chordata; Aves; Galliformes; Phasianidae
Gene: MED12L
Product: mediator complex subunit 12L
Biological process (GO): positive regulation of transcription by RNA polymerase II
Cellular component (GO): mediator complex
Molecular function (GO): transcription factor binding; transcription coactivator activity; beta-catenin binding
Source: RefSeq, a predicted model, not a curated record
CGGCGCGGCGGGGGCUGAGGCGGGGGGCGAGCGCCGAGUGCUGCUCCCUGCCGGGUGCUGCUCCCUGCCGGGUGCCGCUCGCUGCCGCUCGGAGCCCGCUCCAGCGCCCGCCCGCUGCGCGGCGAACAUGAGCGAUCAUGGCCGCCUUCGGGCUCCUCAGCUACGAGCAGAGACCGCUCAAGCGGCCGCGCCUGGGGCCGCCCGACGUGUACCCGCAGGACCCGCGGCAGAAGGAGGACGAACUUACUGCAGUGAAUGUAAAGCAAGGCUUCAGUAAUCAGCCUGCCUUCUCAGGAGAUGAGCACGGCACUGCUAGAAACAUUGUCAUCAAUGCCUCUAAGAUCGGCGCUUACUUCAGCAGCAUAUUAGCAGAAAAGCUAAAACUUAAUACGUUCCAGGACACGGGAAAGAAGAAACCACAAGUGAAUGCCAAAGACAACUACUGGCUGGUCACCGCUCGCUCUCAGAGUGCGAUUCACAACUGGUUCACAGAUUUAGCAGGCAGUAAACCACUGACUGUUUUAGCAAAAAAGGUUCCAAUUCUCAGUAAAAAAGAGGAUGUUUUUGCUUACUUAGCAAAAUAUUCUGUACCACUGCUGCGAGCAGCAUGGCUGAUCAAAAUGACGUGUGCCUACUAUGCUGCCAUUUCUGAAGCUAAAAUUAAGAAGCGCCAGGCCACUGAUCCAAAUAUUGAAUGGACUCAGAUUAUAACCAGGUACCUUCGAGAGCAGCUGGCAAAGGUUGCAGAGUUUUAUCAUGUGACUUCCAGCCAAGGCAGCAGCUCUGUAGGGAUGCCUCAAGAGAUGGAACAGGCCUUGAAGCAGUGGGAAUAUAAUGAAAAAUUGUCCUUUUAUAUGUUUCAGGAAGGAAUGCUUGAGAGACACGAGUACUUGACGUGGAUACUGGAUGUUCUGGAAAAAAUCAGACCUACUGAUGACGACAUUCUGAAGCUGGUGCUGCCACUAAUGUUGCAGUACUCAGAAGAGUUUGUUCAGUCAGCUUACCUGUCCCGCCGCCUUGCUUAUUUCUGUGCCAGACGCCUGUCGUUGCUGCUGAGCGAUGGCCCCAGCCUUGCAGCUGCACAUUCUCCUCAUGUGAUUAUUGCACCAAGUAACCCUCCUUUGGCAGCGCCGAGCCCGACUGCGCCUGGUCCUGUGCUGAGCCCCGUGCAGCUCAGCUGCUCAGAUUUCCUCUCCUGCCCACAGCACCGUCCGCUGGUGUAUGGGCUGAGCUGUAUGCUGCAGACCAUAACUCUUUGUUGCCCAAGUGCCUUGGUGUGGAAUUAUUCCACAAAUGAAAAUAAGAACAUUAAUCCUGGCUCACCCCUGGAUUUACUUCAAGUUGCUCCAUCUAGUUUACCUAUGCCAGGUGGAAAUUCAACAUUUAAUCAGCAGGUUCGGGCAAAGAUCUCUGAAGUAGAACAGCAGAUAAAACAGAGAGGUCGCGCUGUGGAGGUGCGGUGGUCUUUCGACAAGUGCCAAGAAUCAACUGCAGGGGUGACCAUCAGCCGAGUUCUGCACACCUUGGAAGUGCUGGAUCGACACUGUUUUGACAGAUCGGAUUCCAGCAAUUCAAUGGAGACACUUUAUCAUAAGAUUUUCUGGGCAAACCAGAAUAGAGAUAACCAAGAGGCAGCCCCCAGUGAUGAGGCCGUGGUGAUGCUGCUGUGUGAGUGGGCUGUGAGCUGCAAGAGGUCUGGGAAGCACCGGGCCAUGGUGGUGGCCAAACUCCUGGAGAAGAGACAAGCAGAAAUUGAGGCAGAAAGAUGUGGUGAAUCUGAAGUCCUAGAUGAGAAGGAAUCUCUGUCUUCAGCCUCCUUGACAAGUUCCAGUCUUCCUGUUUUCCAGAAUGUCCUGUUGAGGUUUUUGGACACACAGGCUCCCUCACUGUCUGACCCAAGCAGUGACCGUGAGAAGACAGAGUUUGUGAAUUUGGUGCUGCUGUUUUCUGAAUUCACUCGACACGAUGUUUUCUCCCAUGACGCGUACAUGUGCACUUUAAUAUCACGUGGAGACUUGUCGAUCACUGCAACUUCGAGACCACGUUCACCUAAUGGGGAAACUGUGGAUGAGCACUAUUCUAAGGAUCAUGAUGUGAAAAUGGAGGAUCAUAGUAUUAUGGAACACAUGGGCACUGACUCAGGACCCACUUGUAUCUUUGAUGAUGUAGACAAGGGUGACUUUAAGGCAGACUUUGGUUCUGAAUUUCCAAUUUUUUCUCCGAUGCCUGGGGAGUCCUGUGAGAACAUGAACUCUUCUUUAGACAGAAGAAUUUCAGUUGCCAGUGAGAAGUCAGUCAAGAGAGAAGGACUCAGAGAAGUGAUUUUUCCAUCCAACUAUGACCUCCUUCGUCACCUGCAGUACGCAACGCAUUUCCCAAUACCUCUGGAUGAAUCUUCAAGUCAUGAGUGUAACCAGCGCAUGAUUCUUCUCUACGGCGUUGGCAAGGAGCGUGAUGAAGCAAGACAUCAGCUGAAGAAGAUUACCAAAGACAUCCUGAAGAUUCUGAAUAAGAAGAGUACUACUGAAAUGGGUGUUGGGGAUGAAGGGCAAAAAGCCAGGAAGAACAAACAAGAAGCGUUUCCAACUCUAGAGACUGUGCUCACAAAGCUCCAGCAGCUGUCGUAUUUUGACCAACACCAGGUGACAUCUCAGAUCUCCACCAAUGUUCUCGAACAGAUAACCAGCUUUGCCUCAGGAACAUCCUAUCACCUCCCCUUGGCUCACCACAUACAGCUGAUCUUUGAUCUCAUGGAACCAGCACUGAAUAUCAAUGGACUGAUAGACUUUGCUAUACAGCUGCUGAACGAGCUGAGCGUGGUGGAGGCAGAGCUGCUGCUGAAGUCGUCCAGCCUGGCGGGGAGCUACACCACGGGGCUGUGUGUGUGCAUCGUUGCCGUCCUGCGGCGUUACCAUGCCUGCCUCAUUCUCAAUGCGGAGCAAACUGCACAAGUCUUUGAAGGGUUGUGUGGAGUGGUGAAGCACGUUGUUAACCCCUCAGAGUGUUCCUCCCCAGAAAGAUGUAUUUUGGCCUACCUCUAUGACCUGUAUGUGUCCUGCAGCCACCUGCGAAGCAAGUUUGGAGACCUCUUCAGUAGUGCCUGCUCUAAGGUGAAGCAAACGAUAUACAGCAAUGUUCAGCCUUCAAAUUCCAAUCUGCUGUGGGACCCGGAGUUCAUGCUAGAUUUUAUUGAGAACCCUUCUGCUCACAGCAUUAACUACUCAAUGCUGGGCAAGAUCCUGAGUGACAAUGCAGCCAACCGCUACAGCUUCGUCUGCAAUGCUCUAAUGAAUGUGUGUAUGGGGCACCAAGAUGCAGGGAGGAUUAAUGACAUAGCAAACCUCUGUGCAGAGCUGACAGCGUGCUGCACUGUGCUGAGCUCGGAGUGGCUGGGGGUUGUCAAAGCUCUUUGCUGCUCUUCCAAUCAUGUUUGGGGUUUCAAUGAUCUGCUCUGCAGUGUGGAUGUGAGUGAUCUGUCAUUCCACGACUCCCUGGCCACUUUUAUUGCCAUACUGAUUGCUCGGCAGUGCUUUUCUCUGGAAGAUGUUGUUCAGCACGUAGCACUGCCUUCUCUUCUUGCAGCUGCCUGUGGGGACCCAGAUGCUGAGCCUGGGGCCAGGAUGACUUGUCGGCUUCUCCUGCACCUCUUCAGGACACCCCAGGUCUGCCUCUUUCCCCAGGGAGCAGGAAAAUUAUUUCCUGGAAUUCGUUCUUCUUGUGAUCGUCACCUCUUGGCUGCUGCUCACAACAGUAUAGAAGUGGGAGCUGUGUUUGCAGUCUUAAAAGCAAUUCUGAUGCUUGGUGAUGCUGAGAUUGGCAGCAGCAGUGUCACCCCUGUGAAGAAUGAGGAGCUGCCCGUGAGAGGUUUGCUGGAUGAGGUCCCUGAGGAUGAAAUGUGGGCUUCCUCUCAUGCUCUGAAAUCACGUGGAAAAUCUGUUUCCAUAGAAACUGCCAGUUUAAGUGAAUAUGCCAGAUAUGUGCUAAGAACCAUUUGCCAGCAGGAAUGGGUUGGAGAGCACUGUUUAAAAGAACCUGAGAGGCUGUGCACAGAUAAAGAUCUAAUUUUGGAUCCCGUUCUUUCAAACAAGCAAGCACAGAAACUUCUUCAGCUUAUCUGUUAUCCUCAUGGUGUGAAAGAAUGCUCCGAGGGGGACAACCCUCAGAGGCAGCACAUCAAGCGCAUACUUCAGAACUUAGACCAGUGGACUCUCCGACAGUCUUGGUUGGAGCUGCAACUAAUGAUCAAGCAGUGCAUGAAGGAGCCUGGUUCUGGGUCUGUGGCUGAAAUGAACAGCUUGUUGGAUAAUAUUGCAAAGGCGACAAUAGAGGUGUUUCAGCAAUCCGCUGAUCUAAACAAUAACUCUUCUAACUCUGGUAUAGGCCUCUUCAAUCCAAACUCUGUUGGAAAUGCUGACACAAGUAAUACAAGACAGAAUGGUAAAAAGACAUUCCUAAGUUCCUCUGAGUGGCGAGGAGUGUGGCUGGUGGCUCCCUUGAUUGCAAAACUACCUACCUCUGUUCAAGGUAGGGUCUUGAAAGCUGCGGGAGAGGAGCUGGAGAAAGGUCAGCAUUUGGGAUCAUCUUCUAAGAAGGAAAGAGAUAGACAGAAGCAAAAGAGCAUGUCUCUCUUGAGUCAGCAACCUUUCCUUUCUUUGGUACUUACUUGCCUUAAGGGACAGGAUGAGCAGCGGGAAGGGCUUCUAACAUCACUGCAGAAUCAAGUCAAUCAGAUCCUUAGUAACUGGAGGGAAGAGCGGUACCAGGGCGAUGUUAAGGCUAGACAGAUGAUGCAUGAAGCCUUACAGCUUCGUCUGAAUUUGGUAGGUGGCAUGUUUGAUACUGUGCAGAGAAGUACCCAGUGGACCACAGACUGGGCACUUCUGCUCCUCCAGAUAAUCACUUCAGGAACAGUUGAUAUGCAGACCAACAACGAAUUGUUCACAACUGUGCUGGACAUGCUGGGCGUCCUCAUCAAUGGGACGCUCGCCUCCGACUUGUCCAAUGCUUCCCAAGGAGGACCUGAGGAAAACAAAAGGGCUUACAUGAAUUUAGUGAAGAAGUUAAAAAAGGAGCUGGGAGACAAGCGGUCAGACAGCAUUGACAAGGUUCGCCAGCUGCUCCCUUUGCCAAAGCAGACCUGUGAUAUUAUCACCUGUGAGCCAAUGGGAUCCUUGAUCGACACCAAGGGCAACAAAAUUGCAGGGUUUGACUCCAUUGAUAAAAAACAGGGUCUUCAGGUUUCAACAAAACAGAAGGUGUCCCCUUGGGACUUAUUUGAAGGUCACAAAAAUCCUGCUCCUCUCUCCUGGGCAUGGUUUGGUACAGUUCGUGUUGACAGGAAGGUGAUCAAAUAUGAAGAGCAGCAGCAUCUGCUCCUGUAUCACGCACACCCCAAACCCAAGCCACGGAGCUACUACCUCGAGCCCUUGCCUCUGCCUCCAGAGGAGGAGGAGGAAGAGCCCACCACCCCUGUCUCUCAGGAACCAGAAAGGAAGCCGGGGGAGCUCUCCGAUCAGGGAAAACACACCACAGAUGAUGAGAAGAAGACAAAGGGCAGGAAGAGGAAGUCAAAGUCAAGCUCUAAGGCUGAUGAAUAUCCACAGAACAACUUAUACAGAGUGCCUCCCAAUUACUCGCCCAUUCCUUCACAAAUGAUGCAGCAUCCUCAGUCUGCCUUGUGGGGCUACACCAUCAUGGGGCAUCCGCAGCAGCCUGGCUUCUUCAUGCAGAACCAGCCCCUCCCUCCAGGUGGUUCCAGGCUGGAUCCAACGAGCUCCUUCAUGCCAGCCAACACGAAGCAGGCCCUGUCCAACAUGCUGCAGCGGCGCUCCGGCACCGUGCUGCAGCCCCCCGCCCUCCACGCAGUCACACCUCAGCAGCAGUUGCUCCAGAUGAAACUCCUGCAGCAAGAGCAGCAGCAGCAGCAGCGGCUCCUCAGGCACCAAGCACAGGCACGGUCUCUCCAGCAGGCUCAGCCGAUGGACCCUGCUGCUCUUUUCACCCCACAAGUCCGACCCACGCCGCAGCUACCGCAGUACCCAGGGCUUCAGCAGGCACAGAGCAUGCCCCACGGGUACACGAUGUACAGCACCCCAAUGCCUUUGCAGCAGCAGCCUGGCAGCGUGGUGCUCUCUCCUGGCUACGACCCGCGGACAUACACAGCCCACUCCAGCCCCAUGCUGAUGGAGCGGCUGCGGCCAGGGCAGCCGGGCAGCGUGGCUCAGCAGCAGGCAGCUGCCUACAUGCAGCCCCUGGCGGGCGCUCAGCGGUUGACCCAUCAGCCUCUGCAGCCAAACUCAUUGAUGGGGGCGGGCCUGGACAGUGCAGCAACCACGCGCACCCAUCCAAGCUUGAGCUCCGCACAGCUGCCCCAGGAGGAAAUGCGACAGAGGCAGCAGCAGAUCCGACAGCAGAGACUCUUCCAGAUGCAGCAGGGGCAGCAGCAGCAGCAGACUCUUGAUCUCCAGCCCGUGCAGCCGCAGCAGCCCCUGGUAAGUGGGAUGGAUGGUGAGCGUGGGGCAGGGGCAUGGGCAGAGUGUGUGAAACUUACACUGAAUUUGUGAUGCUGUUGUCCAUGUUUGCUGGAUGUGGCCAUUUUUUCCAGACAUGUUUAAGUUGGUUGAGGAUAAUUGGAAAAAUGGAGAAAAUACAAGUGAUGCUGAAUGUGCCAGCUGCCAAGUCCAAAAGCAUUAAUGCCAUUUGACAGAGAAACCAAAAGGCGGCAUGCAAGUGUGGGAGGAGUGAUAAACGAGGGGUCUUUAUCUGAUCACUACUGGGAGAUCAUUUACAUCCAUUUCUAAGCUUUUCUCAGUAUUCCUGUCUUGAAUGGGCUGCCCCUGAUGGGUCGCCACCUGGGCACAGCUCUGCCAGGCACCCAGUCCUCCAGCAGCCGAGCACUCCAUGUGGGUUUCACAUCCCCAGGAAGCCCUGGUGUGUGCUUAAUAUGUUUCACUAAGCUCAGCAGUUACUGGAGGCUGCCAGUCAGAGGAUUACACAACGUAUUGUAAGUAAAGGAUUGGUUUUCAGGAAGAGAGAAAAAAAAGCUGAAGUCUUACUAAAGCCCUGAAACUCCCUUUGGUAAGCAGAGGCUUCACUGAAACAAGCCCGGGCAGACCCUGCAGUGUGUGCUGCCACCGAGUGUCACUGUGCUGCACUUCAGGCAGCACGAGGUGUUACGCACUGUUUAUGGGUGCUGUAUUUAAAAGAAACAAAGACAUGGAAGUGGAAGCACGUGUCCUUUCACCAGAUCUAAUGAGAAGAAAAGCAAUGGGAUUUUGAAAGCGGACCAAGAGAGCUCAGAGGCCCUGCAAUAAAUAGUUCAGUAAGUGGUGACAGUUUGGACUUCAGCAGCCGGCACAGCAGUCCCUCAUGCAUCACAGUCCCUCAGGAGCAGGGAGGUGUCAGAGCUGUGCUGUCAGCCCCAAGCAGCUGGCACACAGGUCUCACUUCAUGCAGGGGACAUCUGUGCUUCCAGAGGGAGGAGACACCUCUGCUGUGCACCAUUUCUGGCUCCAGAGGGACCCAUUCUAAUGGCACCUUUGCUAUGAACAGUCUAUGCCAAAUCUACCUAUUGUGAUUUAGCAGCUUGACUGGACAAAUGUGGUUGGAUUUGAUGAUCUUAGGGGUCUUCCAACCUUAAUGAUUCUGUGGAUCUGACCUACAGGUACCUGACCUGUUGAAGUUAUUUACAGAGAGCUCUUUUCUUCUGGCUGACAGGUAGAAGCACUGAAAACAGAGCAGUGCUUGUUCUCCUGCCUUGUGUCAUGGGGAAAUAGGAUGCAUGGGUUGUCUGGCUAGGGAAUAACACAUACUGUCAAAUGUACCAAUUAGAGACUGAAUUCUGCUUUGAUGCAGUGUAGAUAGCGUGCAGAUUUGUGGAAGUCCAUGAAUUUACACCAAGGGUGCUUUUGAAAUGAUGAAGGCAUGAUUUAGUUCAUUGGCUGCAGAUUUCCUUGGAAGUUCUCAGUGUCUGAUUCUAUCACACGUAAUGGAGUGCUCUGGGAGGGGUUGCCUUGCUCCUGUGGGCUGAGCUCAGAUCAGAGUGAGGUUUGCUGAUGGCACGUGCUAAACACUCUCCUGUUCCACUGCAGCGCAGCCACGACCCUGCAGCACAGUAACAGCUCUUCCUUGUGCUUAUCCUUUGUGUCAUUUGAAGUGCCAUUGCCCCAAGAGGAAACAUCAUUCUAGAAGUUUCUUCUGUCUGCCAUGCUUCAGUUAUGUGUGGGUGUUUACAAAUGGCAGUAGGACAUUAGUUCUGACGAGCAGUUCUGGUUAUCUGUGGCUUUGAGCAAGACAGAAAGCAAAGCUGCUGGAAGUGGUGUGCAGGAUAACACCAGGCUCUGCAGGGGGUAAAGGAUGGGCUAUUGUGAAAGGCAGAGACCAACUGCACACACUGUGACACCUGUAGCAGCAUUGGAGACGUGUGAAAUGUCUGGGCAUGAAGAAAACAUGUCCUGGGAGUUCUGAGCAUGUUACACGUGUCCUUGCUCUGCUGUUAACACGUGCUCAGGACCCACUGCUGGGCAGCUCUGCCUCUCACCAUCCUUCCCUGCUCUGCCAGUCACACUUCUUGCUGGGCUCAGGGCCUGGAGCCGUCCCUGGGAGAUCUGUGCUGCAGCAGCCAACGGUGGGCUCAGCUGGGAUGG